GGGCGGGGGAGGAAGCGAGAGAGAGAGGCUGUCAGAUAGCCAGAGAGUGGUUUACCGCAGUAUUGCCACCGUUCUGCAUCACUCAUCAAAACCCUGCGGCAUGCCGACUGCUUCAGUUGAAGAGUUUGGGUUAGCUUAGUUACAUCCGCAAGAGUUUAGUGGACGCUCUUCUGUAAUGAGAUAACAGAGAACCGCUAACCUACCAAUCAUAUCGUGCUCACUUUUUUAGCUUUCAUCUCUUUUUAACUUUGUUUUGGGGGCUAGGCCUACUUUUAUUAUUGUUUUGGGUUAAGAAAGAGUAAACCAUCAGUUUACCAUAUUGUGGCACAAGCUAAGACAUAGUUUUGCUGUAAUUUAUUUCAAGCCGUUGAGUGCACCUUGUUAGUAUCAGUAAAAAUGGCCAAGGAUGACGGCAAGGGUGGAUCAUGGAAGGAGUCAAUUUGGAACUCAAGGACCAAGGAGUUUCUGGGCCGAACGGCAAGCAGUUGGGGUCUCAUCAUCCUCUUCUAUGUGGCCUUCUACAUCUUCCUGGCAGGAGUAUUUAUCCUCACCAUGUAUGUCAUGCUGCAGUUACUGGACGACAACAAGCCAAAAUAUCAGGACAGGCUGGGUAUACCAGGCAUGAUGAUCAGGCCUAAACAUGGUCCCAAUGGGUUUCUGGAGAUUGACUACAUGAUGGAGGACACUGAGACCUGGGACAUGUAUGUGCAGGCGCUGGACCAGUUUCUGUCGCCCUACAAUGACACUGAGCAGGCCAAGAAGAACUACGAGUGCACGCCUGACAAGUACUUCUUCCAGUCGGACAGCGGCAGUGUGAGGAACUACCCCAAACGCUCCUGCCAGUUCAAUCGCUCCAUUCUGGGAGAGUGCUCCGGCUUGACUGACCGCUCCUAUGGUUUUGGUGAUGGACAACCCUGCGUCAUCAUCAAACUCAAUCGGGUGGUUGGGAUGUUGCCAGGUGGAAAGGACGGCGAGGCUCCAUUUGUCACCUGUGCGCCCAGGAGAUACAAAGUUGUUACAGAAGAAGAAGCCGAGGAAGGUGAAGAAGAUAAGAUGGGCCAGGUGAUGUUCUUCCCUCCCAAUGGCACAUACAACCUCAUGUAUUACCCCUACUAUGGCAAGAAAGCACAGGUAAACUACUCCCAGCCUCUGGUGGCCAUUAAGUUCCUCAACGUCACCACCAACACCGACAUCAACGUCGAGUGCAAGAUCACCGCUGGAGGCUUCCAAAUUAAGGGGGACGAGAAGGAUAAGUUUGCUGGCAAAGUGAUAUUCAGGCUAAGGGUGAACACCAGAAACUAAAGGCAAAGCCGGGUCAUUUACUAGCCCACACAGUCCCCUAACAUCUCACAGUAAGCAGCGCAGCACAGCACCGCACAUCACAACCCACACAGACUACAUCCAUCCAUCCCCAUGCAAAGUCCCAAACCAGUAUUGGCACCUAAUCAUGUCUUUUGAAACAAGGUUCAGGAGGAGCCUACAGGGGUGAUAGACAGCUCUCACUCGUUCUAAAUCCACUUACCUGUCCUGUGCGUGAUACUUCCUGGUGUUGCAAGCAUCCAACACUUCCUCCCAAUCUUCUUGAUGACGUCAGAUAGAAGCAUCUCAAGGACCGUGGCCAGCUACCGAGCCAAACACGCAAAAUGCCAUUCUAUUCAAGCAUUCCAAUUGGCAAACUGUACUGAAUUGGAGAUUACAUUAACACCUUUCCCAUUUUCUGAGCUUGGACGUUUCCACCAGUCUCAUCCAGCUCCUGACCAUAGCUGUGUUAUGUGGAGAGGAGAUAUAGGUGCCAGUACUGAGUUUUCUUUCUGUGUGAUGGCUUUGGGGAAACAUUUUUGCUAUUUUCAGUAUACCAAUAUGGAGUCUAUUUAUAUUGCAUGACCAAGUUGAGGAAAAUAUAGGACAAAACAGCUGUAUGAUUUUGUGAAGUGAUACAGCUUUGCGAAGAGUGUCCCAUUCCAACUCAAGCCAUUUAUGAGAUGCUUCUGUACCUCUACAAAAUACAGAAAAAGUGCAUUACUGAGCAAAAUAAAUAAUAAAUUAUUGCACAGAUAUUUCAAAACAUUCAAAAUGUAGUGACUGUUUUUGCUGCAGGGGUAAAACACACUGACAACGUAAAUUUUUUUUGGACAGCAAAUAGUGGGCUCUCUCUGUACGCGUGUGUCGUCUUAAUAUAAUGAGGGGUGCAUCGCAGGGUGACUCAUUUCAAUUCUUCUAAACGUGUGCAUUAUCCAUGAGGCUCAUUGAUUUCACCAAGAGUAACUGGACAACACAGCAACGGGGCAUCAUAUUCACACCCCCAUCAGCCCUCCGCUGCUCUCAUUCCCCCUCUCUCUCACACACACACACACACACACACACACACUCUAUAAAUGCGCACACAUUCACAUACAAGCACACACAUACACACACAGACACACUCACAUACAUGCACACACUCAUCCCCUCAUUAACUCAUUAAUGCAACCCAAGAGAUAGGAUGCCAUCCAUACUAUAAUAGAGUGCUGAGUUCACGACCCUUGGAGUUGAGUGUGCUGAUGAUGGUGCUUAUCCCACCCUAACUGUAGCUGUGUGUUGUCCAUCAUGAAGAAAACAAAAUGUAUUUUAUAUAUCGGGAAGUCAUCCUGUACACUCAACCAUUCCAAACAUAAGAGAUACAGCUUCACCAUAUGGGACAUGUGGACGUUUGUUUAUAUGACAUGUAUAAAUAGUUAUUUUUGUUUGUUUGAUUUUGUUUAGUCUUUUUUCCCCUCUUUUUGCUUGUACUAAUGGCAUCUAUUCUACAAGUGAGAAGUAGAUGCUGUUUUAAUUUUGUAUUGAUUUGCACUGUGGUUGUGUGUUGUGAACAGACAUCAUUGGAAAGCUUGAGACAGUCACUGGAAAGACAAAAUGUCGUAUGUGUAAGUGUGUGUGUGUGUUAGAGAGAGAGAGAGAAAGAGAGAGAGAGAGUGUGAGUAUGCAUGUGCGGGUGCAAGAGUGCGUGCAAGUGUGUGUGUGUGUGUUAUUUUUCUUUUCUUUGGUUGUUAAAUUUAUGUUGAAAUCUCUGUUUCUGUCAUGCAUUCAUGUACAUACCUAACUCUAAACUCAAAUUUUACGAAGGCCGUUUAGGUGACACUGAUAGAUGGAGAACUAGCUGUACUCACUCGUUCAAGCACUGGGCAACAGGCCUCAGUGGAAAAGGCCUUUUCAAACCUGUAGCCCCUUCUCCAGCACAUCAGUCAAUAAAAUCAACUAAACAUCA
Messenger RNA from Alosa alosa (allis shad), 3244 nucleotides. It is a transcript of the gene atp1b2b, whose product is annotated as ATPase Na+/K+ transporting subunit beta 2b. The record is from RefSeq and is a predicted model, not a curated record. The transcript is spliced from 8 exons. The coding region runs from base 397 to 1302 and encodes 301 amino acids. Lineage: Eukaryota; Metazoa; Chordata; Actinopteri; Clupeiformes; Clupeidae. Gene Ontology annotation, cellular component: sodium:potassium-exchanging ATPase complex. Gene Ontology annotation, molecular function: ATPase activator activity. Gene Ontology annotation, biological process: intracellular potassium ion homeostasis; sodium ion export across plasma membrane; intracellular sodium ion homeostasis.